AUGCUCUGCAGGUCGGCUCUGACGAGGGGCAGCCAGCUGGCUGCUCGCCAGGCGGGCGUCCAGAAGCUUGCCCAGCGCGGUUUUGCCGCUGCCGCUGCCGCUGCGCCAAAGUCGUCGUACGAGCCCACCACCAUCGCCGGCGUCAAGGUCGCUGCCCGUGAUGAUAAUGGUCCGACCACUCGCCUCGCUGUCGUCGCCAAGGCUGGCACGAGAUACGAGCCUCUCCCGGGCCUGACGGUCGGCCUGGAGGAGUAUGCCUUCAAGAACACCAACAAGCGCUCCGCCCUGCGCAUCGUCCGCGAGUCCGAGCUGCUCGGCGGCCAAUUGACCUCGUACCAUACCCGUGAGGCCCUCGUGCUGCAGGCCAGCUUCCUCCGCGAGGACUUGCCCUACUUCGCCGAGCUGCUUGCCGAGGUCGUGUCGCAGACCCGCUACACCUCCCACGAGUUCCACGAGGAGGUCGAGAACGUCAUCCACCAGAAGCAGGCCAAGCUGGACGCGGCGGCCAUCGCCCUUGAUGCCGCCCACGCGGUGGCCUUCCACACCGGUCUCGGUGCCCCGCUGUACCCGACGCCCAGCACGCCCGUGUCGUCCUACCUGAAUGAGCACUCCGUCGCUGCCUUCGCCGAGGCGGCCUACACCAAGCCUAACAUCGCCAUCGUGGCUGACGGUGCCAGCUCGGCCGGCCUGAGCAAGUGGAUCGAGCCCUUCUUCAAGGACGUCCCCGCUGCCUCCGACGCUGCCGUCAAGUCUGCCCCGUCCAAGUACUUCGGCGGCGAGCAGCGCAUCGCCCUCACCGGCGGCAACUCGCUCGUUAUUGCUUUCCCCGGCGCCGCCCAGGGCGCCAAGCAGCCCGAGACCGCGGUUCUCGCGGCCCUCCUCGGCGGCCAGUCCUCCAUCAAGUGGUCUCCGGGCUUCUCGCUGCUGGCCAAGGCGGCCGCCAGCACCUUUGGCGCUACCGCCAAAGCCAGCCACCUCGCCUACUCGGACGCCGGUCUGCUGGCCAUCCAGAUCACGGGCCAGGCCGCUGCUGUCCGCAAGGUUGCAGAGGAGUCCGUUAAGGCGCUCAAGAGCGUUGCUGAGGGCGGUGUCACGCAGGAGGACCUGGUCAAGGCCAUUGCUAAGGCCAAGUUCAACCUGCUGUCUGCGGGCGAGGUCGCCGGCUCUGCCCUGGCCCAGACUGGCUCCCAGCUCAUCCAUGCCGGUGAGCUCGUCAAGGUUGCUGAGGCCGUGUCGGCCCUGGAGGGUGUGACGGCUGAGAAGCUGCAGGCUGCUGCCAAGACACUAUUAGAAGGCAAGGCCUCGGUCGCUGCCGUCGGCGACCUCCAUGUAUUGCCCUUCGCUGAGGACCUUGGUCUCCGGCGCAAUCCACCAUCAACCCAGCCCAGUCAAACCGGAACAGCUGUCCCUGCUCUAACAGCCGCCAAAAUGACGUUUGCGUGGAAAGCCGCCGGUCUUACCUACAACCGCUACCUCGCCGUCGCCUCGCGCGCCGUGCGCAAUGCCCUCAAGGAGGACAAGCGGCUCGCUGCUGAGCGCCGCAAUAGGCAGGAGCUGAGGUUUGCUAAGUGGACGAACGGCAAGCAAGGCGAGAUUCAGAACCUCGCCGACGCCAACGUCGCUGCCGCCGUCGAGAGCGCCGCUGCUGGUGGCACUGCCUAA
Messenger RNA from Thermochaetoides thermophila DSM 1495, 1662 nucleotides. Its product is annotated as mitochondrial ubiquinol-cytochrome-C reductase complex core protein 2-like protein. Gene Ontology annotation, cellular component: mitochondrion. The record is from RefSeq and is a predicted model, not a curated record. The transcript has 7 exons. The coding region runs from base 1 to 1662 and encodes 553 amino acids. NCBI's taxonomy places the organism in Eukaryota, Fungi, Ascomycota, Sordariomycetes, Sordariales, Chaetomiaceae. Gene Ontology annotation, molecular function: metal ion binding; proton-transporting ATP synthase activity, rotational mechanism. Gene Ontology annotation, biological process: proton motive force-driven ATP synthesis.